Antrostomus carolinensis (chuck-will's-widow) is the source of this 679-nucleotide messenger RNA. It is a transcript of the gene CUEDC1, whose product is annotated as CUE domain containing 1. Lineage: Eukaryota; Metazoa; Chordata; Aves; Caprimulgiformes; Caprimulgidae. The transcript is spliced from 6 exons. The record is from RefSeq and is a predicted model, not a curated record. The annotation marks the transcript as partial.
GACCGACGUGCCAGCACCGGGCAGCACCCCGGCACCCGGGCGCUACAGGAACUGGAACCCACCGCUCCUGGGCAACCUCCCUGAGGACUUCCUCCGCAUCCUGCCCCAGCAGACCGCAGGCACACAGGGCUCCCCCGGCUGCCGGCAGCCCGUGCCACGGGGACUCGUCCCUCGGGGCCAGGGCUCCCUGGAGCAGGAGCGGCGGUGGAAGCAGUACCUGGAGGACGAGCGGAUCGCGCUCUUCCUGCAGAACGAAGAGUUCAUGAAGGAGCUCCAGAGGAACCGGGAUUUCCUCCUCGCCCUGGAGAGAGAUCGAUUGAAAUAUGAGUCAAAAAAAUCCAAGUCGACCAGUGUUGCUGUCAGCAACGACUUUGGUUUCUCCUCUGUACUAUCAGGUGACGUAGCCCCUUCGGUAACCAGCGAGGCCGGCGGUGCCGUGUCUGACGAUGCCUUAUUCAGAGACAAAUUGAAACACAUGGGAAAAUCCACACGCAAGAAGCUGUUUGAACUCGCCAGAGCCUUCUCCGAGAAGACAAAGAUGAGGAAAUCGAAAAGAAAACACUUGUUGAAGCACCAGGUGUAUCCUGAAAGGGGCUGGGGAGCUGCGGGGGAUGAAGACUUCCAAGCACGGAAGCAGCAGCUCCGGGAGGAGGAGGAGACGCUGAAGGAAGGGCAGUAA